AGAAAUAUUUAUGCUCGACUGCAGCGAGUGCGAGUCGGUCAUUUACGGAUUAAUUAAUCGAUUAAAAAAGACUCCCGAACUGGAUACGGGAUGUGUUGCGCUGCGCGCUGGUGUCGGUGUGAGCGCGAGAGAGCGCAGAGGAAGCAAUAGGAGAGGGAUGGGCGUCGCGAUUUUAGACGGAUCGACAUUGCGAUCCGUCGUCGGCGACGAGGUGGCCUUCAACCGGAGCAUCUACGAGCGGCUCGCGGUGCUCGAGCUCAACGGCGGCGGCGUCCUCUCCGGCGCCCCUGAGUCCUUCCGCCUCCUCAAGCCUCACUUCGGCCUAGAUCGCCGCCUUCUACAACUCCAUCCUGGAUUCCUCGUCGACAUCGACCGCGACGAGCUUCGCUCCAGGAUUCGCAAACAUCCUUCUCGCCAUCGGCGACUCCCCGAUCCAGGUCAUCCUGGAGGAGCACGAACCUGGACCCAGGCCCCGGCAGCAGGCGGUCGAUCUCGAGGCCUCGCAGAUCGCCGCUGCUUCCCCUUUCUCGAUGGUGCUUUCUAACGUUCACCGGUUACCGCGGAGCAGCGGACCUCUCCUUCCACCGAGCAGUGAACAUCUAGCAUCCGUUAGGGGACGAGCUUCGUGGGUGCCUAGUUGCGUGCCACGUUUCAGGGGAUGACAGUUCAUGAAGAUUUCAUGGAGAUGGCACAUUUGAUGAUCAAGUCGAUCUGGAUCAUUUAUGUCGUCAACAAGGCCCCAAUUUGGCAGCAUGAGGACACGGCACGAAGAUACUUAGAUAUCCACAUUUCUUUCUAUUCAUGUUUGCUUUGUUAACUAACACCUUGGAUUAGUUUAUUUUUUUACAAUGACUUCUAAACAAGAAGGAAACUUUAGUCUUAA
Zingiber officinale is the source of this 883-nucleotide messenger RNA. RefSeq lists its product as uncharacterized. The coding region runs from base 11 to 544 and encodes 177 amino acids. The record is from RefSeq and is a predicted model, not a curated record. The transcript is spliced from 2 exons. NCBI's taxonomy places the organism in Eukaryota, Viridiplantae, Streptophyta, Magnoliopsida, Zingiberales, Zingiberaceae.